This is a messenger RNA of Gigantopelta aegis, 2010 nucleotides long. Its product is annotated as multiple epidermal growth factor-like domains protein 6. The coding region runs from base 319 to 1512 and encodes 397 amino acids. The record is from RefSeq and is a predicted model, not a curated record. Gene Ontology annotation, molecular function: scavenger receptor activity. Lineage: Eukaryota; Metazoa; Mollusca; Gastropoda; Neomphalida; Peltospiridae. The transcript is spliced from 11 exons.
AUACUAUGCACAUUCGUCUGAAUACAAUUUAACUUCAGAAAUGUGCGAAAAGAUCGCUGUUUGACAUUUAUAGUCAUAUUUAUUUUAAAUACGUAUAUAUAUAUGUAUAUAACAUUUGUGCAUCGAUCUAAUACUACCUAAUGAUGACAUCAAACUACUAUACUGCUGAAGUGUUCUGUUCCAAUAUUUCCUGCAAAUGUCGAGUGGAUACAUAUUAGUUAUAGAGUUUCAGGAAAAUAUCAAUGCCACUGUGCAGAAGGUUGUACAGGAAAUGUUGAAGGAUACCGUUGUAAAUCAUGCAAACAAGGCUACCAUGGAAUGUACUGUCAAAUAGUUUCAGGAAACUACCAGUGCCACUGUGCUGAAGGCUGUAUAGGAAAUAUCGAAGAAUACAUUUGUAAAUCGUGCAAAGAAGGCUACUAUGGACUUUACUGUCAAAUGGAAAACGUGGCUCUCAGAAAACAAGCUCAGCAUUCAAAAGAGUGUGAAGAUUAUUCAGGCAAAGCGUCUAUAGCUGUGGAUGGUAACACUACUACAGAGUUUGGUGACAAAGCCCCUCAUGGGUGCACUUGUUCAAUAGGCAAAGACAAAUUCUGGAGCGUUGACUUGGGUAAAGAGUACCUGAUUAAAAACAUAAAAAUAUACCAGAGGAAUCAAACUCACAAUGUACUAUAUGGACUUCACAUUGAAAUUGAUGGACACGAGUGUUAUCGGUGGCCAAAUACGAGCGAACCUCCAACCGUUUUUGAUGUAACCUGCGACCGUCAUGGAAGGAAAGUGACAUUCAAGAUGCCUGACGACAUCGUUGUUCUUGCUUUGUGUGAAAUUCAAAUAUUUGUGUGUACAGAUUUCUGGUAUGGUGAUGACUGUACCAAAACCUGCAAAUGUAGAAAUGAAGUCUGUGAUAAGAAGACUGGAAAGUGUAAACAUUGUCGAGAAUCUUUGACUACAGAUUCGUGUGACGCGUGUACAGAUUUCUGGUAUGGUGAUGGCUGUGUCAAAACCUGCAAUUGUAGAAAUAAAUAUGAAGUCUGCGAUAAGAAGACUGGAAAGUGUACAGAUUGUCCAGAUCAUUAUACUGGAGAUGCGUGUGACGCUUGCGAUGAUGGCUAUUGGGGCAAAUAUUGUUUGAAGUGUGGUCAUUGUAAGGCAGGAGAGAUCUGUAAUAAAACUACAGGACAUUGUCAGGAGUGUCGGACUGGAUGGGAGUUACCAAGAUGUACAACGUGUGUGGAUUUCAUGCACGGUUGUAGCUGUAACAUCACCUGCAACUGUGAAGAUACAACAGAAAUCUGCAAUAAGGAAACAGGGGCUUGUGACAGUGAGGCAGAUGCGUCAGUUCAUGAUGGAGCUAUUGCUGCGAUCGGUGCCAUAUUGUGUGUGGGGUUCGUCAUUGCAGUCGUGGCACAAAGUGUGUCUUUUUGGAGAAGGAAUGCUGAAGGUCGGUUGCGGGAGUGGCAUAGGUGUGGAGAACAUUACCACAAUGGCUGCCUUGUUCAGACGGAUCGAUGAGGUGGAGGGAGUGUCAUGGUGUGGGGCAGGAUAAGUUAUCAUCACCGAACAGCACUCCAUGUUUGCCAUGGCAGAAUGAAUGCCAUUUACUACCGGGAUAACGUCUUGCAAAAGCACGUCAUUCCCUUUUUUAAUCAGCAUCGGGAUAUGCACACAUUUCAGCAAGACAAUGCCCGAGCACACACACCACGUGUUACAACACAGUAUCAAUCAAACAAUAAUGUUCCUUUGCUUAAAUGGCCAGCACUCUCCCCUGAUUUAUCGCCAAUAGAGUAUCUUUGGGAUUACCUUGGUCAAUGCAUCUCACGUUGUCUACAAAUGAAUAACCUUAGAAAACUGAAAAAACGCACUACAGAACACUAUUUGCAGACUUACUGGGACAAUAAGAAGACGUUGCAUGACUUGUAUAGCUGCAGAUGGUCGUCAUAUGCGUUAUUGACUUUUCAUUGUGACCCCACGUGUCUUUCAUACGUAGAUGAAUUAAAACUAAUCAAUGAU